This is a messenger RNA of Caenorhabditis bovis, 1707 nucleotides long. The record is from the annotation of a GenBank genome assembly. NCBI's taxonomy places the organism in Eukaryota, Metazoa, Nematoda, Chromadorea, Rhabditida, Rhabditidae.
AUGCACCGCACGAUUGGCUCGAUUCGUUUGCUGACGAGAUCAGCGAGAAUCAGCGAACUCGCCGCGGCUUCCGCCUACAACUCCAAUAUUCGAUGUUGUCAGUCAACUCGAACUAGCUCUUCGUCCUCUUCCGGUGGUGAUAAUGAAGGUGGAUCUGGUGGUGGAGAUUUGACGAAUCUGCCACCAAAUAAGGCGGCUCAUUCGUAUGGAAAUUGCAAACAUUGCUCGAAACCUCUGAAGCCUCUGCCGACUGCUACUCCAUCGAAUCGAUAUAUUCAUUGUGAUCACUGCAAUAAGCUUUAUUUUGCGAAUUUCCUCGAGGACUCCUCAAAGUCGGGUUUUUCGAAGGGCUCAUUGCGCAAAAGUCCGCCGUAUCCUACUCAAAUCGCUGAAUAUCUCGACAAAUUCGUCGUUGGCCAAAAAAUGGCGAAGAAAACGUUGGCCGUUGGAGUUUAUCAACAUUAUCGCCGCCUUGAGCACAAUAUCGAGACAGGAGCUUCGUCGAUUUAUCAGACGAAUGGCGGAUCGUCGAAGAAUGCCGAAGACACGAGAAUGCCGCGAGGAGUGUUGUAUCAGGACGAAAUGCGAAUUGGACAAAUGGCGAGCAGCGAAUUGAGAAAUUCGUUGAUGCAUCAAACGCCACCACCGAGUCGUCGAAGUCCGCCAACAUUCCGAGCACUUCCCGAAAAGGAGCCGACUGUUCGUCUCGAGAAAUCCAAUAUUCUUCUCGUCGGACCAUCGGGAGUCGGAAAAACAUUCUUGACACAGACGUUGGCUCGAGUUUUGGAUGUUCCAAUUGCGCUUUGCGAUUGCACAUCAAUGACGCAGGCGGGAUAUGUUGGAGAAGAUGUUGAAAGUGUGAUACAGAAAUUGGUACAAGCUGCCGGUGGGAAUGUCGAGAAGGCGCAGCAAGGAAUCGUGUUCCUUGAUGAAGUUGACAAGAUUGCCGCCGCUCACGAAGGCCACUCUGCGGCCUACCGGGAUGUUUCCGGAGAAGGUGUUCAACAUGCGCUUCUCAAACUUGUCGAAGGGACCAUCGUGAAUGUGAAAAACGGCCGCAAAGGAAUGGGAACCCAACAAGAAACUGUUCAGAUUGACACCUCUGAUAUUCUUUUCGUCGCUUCUGGAGCAUUUAGCAAUUUGGAUAAGAUCGUUGGAAGACGAUUGGAUAAGAAGGAAUUGGGAUUCGGAACGAACUCGGGAAAUGUGAGAAUCUCCAAUGAUGAUUCGAAUGCGGAGAUUAUGCGAAAACGCGAUGAGUUGCUUGCGAAAGCCGAUCAAGGCGAUCUGAUCAGCUUCGGAAUGGUGCCGGAACUUGUCGGCAGAUUCCCGGUUCUCGUUCCGUUCCAUUCAUUCGACAAACAAAUGUUGGUUCGUGUGAUGACGGAACCGCAAAACUCGUUGCUCGCCCAACUCAAACUGCAAUUUGGAUUUGAUAAUGUUGAUUUGUCGUUCUCGGCAGAAGCCUUAGAGCAGGUCGCACAGCUCGCGCUGGAAAGAAAAACCGGUGCUCGUGCUCUUCGAUCAAUCUUAGAAGCAACGCUUUUGGAAGCCAAGUAUAUUGUACCUGGAUCGGAUAUCGAAUCCGUGCACGUCACAAGAGAAGCGGUUCUCGGUGAGAAAGAAGUCGAAUAUACUCGAAGAAAGCCGUCGAACAACGAAGAAGAAGAUAAUGGAGCACAAUUGAAGAAAUCGGCGGUUGCAUAA